Molecule: messenger RNA, 914 nt
Organism: Argentina anserina (silverweed cinquefoil)
Lineage: Eukaryota; Viridiplantae; Streptophyta; Magnoliopsida; Rosales; Rosaceae
Product: paired amphipathic helix protein Sin3-like 4
Exons: 6
Coding region: 34-633 (199 amino acids)
Biological process (GO): negative regulation of transcription by RNA polymerase II
Cellular component (GO): chromatin; histone deacetylase complex
Molecular function (GO): transcription corepressor activity
Source: RefSeq, a predicted model, not a curated record
AAAAUUAAUGUUGUUGGGUUUUGUCUGGCAGAGAUGGCGGGAAUACCAGACGAUGUUCCUGUUGAUUCUGAAACCAAAGCUCCCUCUGGUUCUUCAGCUACUCACUCAGAUAGGCCACCUCAGAUAUCUGAAGGACGAACUGCAAGACGUGUCGCACCAAAAUUGACCAGUGAAGAUGCUGUAGCAUAUCUCAUAGCAGUGAGGAAAGCGUUUUCCGAGAAAAGAGAUGUAUAUGAAAGGUUUCUUGAGAUCAUGAAAGAUUUCAAAACUCAUAGACUUUGCAGAGUAGAUGUCACUGCGAAAGUAAAGGAACUAUUUGAAGGGCGUAAUGACUUAAUCAUGGGUUUCAAUGCUUUCUUGCCAGAGGGUACUGAGAUAACCGUUGAUGAAGAUGAGCCUCCAAAGAAGCCAGCUGAGUUUCAAGAAGCUAUCGAUUUCGUAAACAAGAUAAAGUUGCGUUUCCAAGAUGAUGAUGACCGUGUUUAUAAGGCAUUCCUGGACAUACUGAACAAGUAUCGGAAGGAGGACAAGCCCAUUUCUGAGGUUUACCUUGAAGUUGCUGUUUUAUUUGAUGACCAGCCAGAUUUGCUUGACGAGUUCAUUAAAUUCCUACCGGAUUCAAAUCCUAUUUGAUUUGGACCAAAGCAGUGUGUAUGCGGAUCGUAAAAAAGCAGGGGCCAUGAUCGUAGGCUUGAUCAUUCUGAACCGCAUGGAGCAGUAGUAGGAAAUUGGGGCAAUGGUGAUGGAGAAAGUUUGUGAGAGUAGAAUAGGGAUAGGAGAAAUUUGGAGUGUAAUCUCAGAGGGUAGAGUAAUAUUACUCUAGGAACUACAGCUUAGAUUGGUGGAUUAUCAUUUCUUACCUCACCCCUUGUAUGCACAUCAUUAUUUUUGUAAUGGAAAAUGCAGUUAAGUCU